Dromaius novaehollandiae (emu) is the source of this 1791-nucleotide messenger RNA. It is a transcript of the gene VBP1, whose product is annotated as VHL binding protein 1. The record is from RefSeq and is a predicted model, not a curated record. Gene Ontology annotation, cellular component: prefoldin complex; cytoplasm. The coding region runs from base 65 to 658 and encodes 197 amino acids. Gene Ontology annotation, molecular function: tubulin binding. The transcript has 6 exons. NCBI's taxonomy places the organism in Eukaryota, Metazoa, Chordata, Aves, Casuariiformes, Dromaiidae. Gene Ontology annotation, biological process: tubulin complex assembly; microtubule-based process; protein folding.
GACGUGAUGACGUGCGGCCGGGGCGUCCCGGCGAAGGCCGCGCACGCAGCGUCGGUUCCCCAAGAUGGCGGCGGCCAGCGGCAGCGAGACGGGGUGCGGCGAGGCGGCGGCGGGCGGGAAGCGGGGCCCCCUGGGCAUCCCCGAGGCCGUCUUCGUGGAAGAUGUAGAUUCCUUUAUGAAACAGCCUGGAAAUGAGACAGCAGAUGUAGUUCUUAAGAAGUUGGAUGAGCAGUAUCAGAAGUAUAAAUUUAUGGAACUUAAUCUUGCUCAGAAGAAAAGGAGGCUAAAAAGUCAGAUUCCUGAAAUUAAACAGACAUUAGAAAUUUUAAAACACAUGCAGAAGAAAAAGGAAUCCACAAAUCCAAUGGAAACCAGAUUUUUAUUGGCAGAUAAUCUGUACUGCAAAGCUUCAGUUCCUCCUACAGAUAAAGUUUGUUUGUGGUUGGGGGCCAAUGUGAUGCUUGAAUAUGAUAUUGAUGAAGCUCAGGCUCUGUUAGAGAAGAACUUGUCAACAGCCACAAGAAACCUUGAUUCUCUAGAGGAAGACCUGGAUUUUCUUAGAGACCAGUUUACCACUACAGAAGUCAAUAUGGCUAGAGUUUAUAAUUGGGAUGUAAAGAGAAGAAACAAGGAAGACCCUUCCAAAAAUAAAGCAUAGUUUUGGCAAUUUUAAAUGUGGUUUCAAUUUCCAAAUAUUUUUUAUUUAAACACCCCCAGAGUUCAUUCUUAAGGGACUGAGUUACUUUAAUCAUUUCAGUAAAUGGUAAAAUAUAUAAGAAUAAAAACAAUGGUGAGCACCAUUUUAUUUAUUUGUAAACUCAAAAUUUGGUUUCGUGCAUGCUUCAUGAAAUUACGAAUUAUUUGAAGACACCGCACAGUCUAGCAAAGGACAUAGCAUUUUGAUGAGACCAGUCUGUCAUAAGUAAAUUUCUGCCUGAAAGUUUGAAAAGGUGAGGUGCAAGUAUGAAAUUGGCUCUGACACUUUAGCAGGUUAUUGAAGAGUUUACUCUUUCAUCUCUGUUAUGUGCAGUUGAUGAAGCUGAAAUCAACUUGGGCUGGGAAGACAUGCAGCUAAUGUUUUAGUAAACAGAACAAGUACAGUGAAGUCUUGGAUUUUGUUUCAGUCAAUUACUUCUUUGGCAGCAUAAACCUACAAGCAUUCCUGGGUAUCUAUCCACUUGGGAUAAACUUGAUUUUAAUAAUUACAGGUUAGUUAACUGUCUGUUACUGAACUCUCAGCACUUUACCUGCAACAGUUUGUGACUUGUCUUCAGAAAAGAAUGGUGGAGUAAACAGCACAAGCUAUGUCGAGACUGCAGGUGAUCUCACCCCGUUCUUUUUCAUACACAUGCCAACACUGCUUAUUUUUGCAAAUGUGUUGAACAAGGACACCAAAAUGCUGAUAGCCUGUAAACAAGAAAACCCCCAUGUACGAUCCCUUAGACAGAUGUCCAGUUAAAAUGUCUUAACGCUCUCAGCCUCCUAGGUGGUGAAACCUGUAUUAACAUACGAAUGGUCUCCUGAAGUACUUCUUCUGGUGUUAACAGGUGGAGUAUUUCUUUGGUUAUUAUGAAGCCUUGCAAGAUUGUUGCCUUUUACCUCUGCAGUUUCUUUCUAAAAUGAAAUGCUCAGUGGUGAUGUCAGUGGCUAGUAUUCACACUCUGUGACUUAGAAUACAGGUUUCGCUACAAAAUAAAUGCAGAUGUUAACUGUUCAAUCUUCAUGUAAUAAACAAUAUACCUGUAAAGUUUUUGUACUUUUAUUUCAUGAUAUUAAAAUAGUAAAACUAAA